Menidia menidia (Atlantic silverside) is the source of this 1458-nucleotide messenger RNA. Lineage: Eukaryota; Metazoa; Chordata; Actinopteri; Atheriniformes; Atherinopsidae. The record is from the annotation of a GenBank genome assembly.
AUGGACAGGCCCAUCAGCAAGCUGCUGGGGAAGCUGAAGCUGAGCGACGCCGCCAGCGUCAAGUUCAACAGCUCCAAGAAGAAGCAGGACUCCGCCGGCAACGCCAACAACAACAGCAACGCCAACGGCAACGGCGCCCUGCCGCCGCCGCCAUCGCCGGCGGCCAUCGCCCCGCCCUCCAGACCCGGCCAGUUCUCGCUUGCCUCUGCAACCACAAACGAUCCGUGUGCGUCCGGGCGAGGAGGAGGAGGAGGAGGAGGAGGAGGAGGAGGGGGAGGGAUCCUCCAGGCCCCGCCCACCUCCUCCCCGGUGGGCGCCGUCCCUCCAGAUGGCGAGCAAACGCUGAGCGCCCUGCCGCAGCUGCGGCGCCCGCCCCCCCAGCAGCGGGCGUCCUGUUACCAUGGCGACGGUCCGGAGGCCCAGCCGAGGCGCGACCCGGGCCCGGAUCCCGACCCGCCCGGUUCCCGCGGCGCCCUCGGCCAACGCCGCUACUCCCUGGAGCUGCAGCAGCUGGUCCGCCGCCGCCAGCUGCUCUCGCAGCCGCCGCCGCACUCCGUCCCGCCGCCGUACGCCGCUGCCGUCGCCGCCGGUUACGGCUCCGCCCCCCGCGGCGGCGGCGGCCAGGCGGAGCCCGCCUACCUGCCCGAGCCGGAACGCCACAAGCGGUUCUCGCUCCAGGAGGCCCUUUUCUACAAACGCAUGAGUUCGGGCGGCGAUCUGUGGGAGAGCGCCCGGCCGGCGUCCCUGUCCCACCCCCCCAAGGCCGGGCUGCACGCCGCCGCCGUCGCCAUGGCGCCGCCCACGCUCAGCCCCUGCUCCUCCUUCAGCCUGCAGGAGUCGCUGCUGGUCAGCCCGCGGUCCAGCUUCGCCUCCAGCACGGCGAGCGGCGGCGGCGGGGGCGGCGGCGGCGGCGGGAGCCCGAUGGGCAGCCGCUGCAGCAGCAACCGCACCAGCGGCAUCAGCCUGGGAUACGACUCUCGCCACUCAGGCUCCGCCCCCCCCCAGCAGCCCGGCGGCGGAUACGGCCUCCCGCCCGGCGGAUACGGCGCCCCGGGCCGGGCGCCGGCGACCCCCGUGGAGGUCUGGACCCACUACCUGGAGGCGGGGGGGUGCCCGGGGCUGUACGACAGCCGCCACUCGUACCCGCCCGCCGUGGGCAGCCCGGCGGCGGCGGCCUGUUGCCGCGGCGCCCCGGACUGGUGGGAGGAGCAGCCGGGCGGCGCCGCGCCGGCGGAGCGGGCGCGCUACUCGGACCUGCCCGGCACGCGGUACCAGGAGGAGCUCACCCGCCUGCUGCUGGAGGAGGGAGACCGGCUGCGCGGCCUCCAGGGGGCGCUCUGCAGACCCGGAACGCCGGCGGCGGCGUCUGGAGCUCCGGUUAAAGAAGAUGGCGGCGCCGGAAGGGAGGCCGGAGAGAACCGGCUGGAGUUCUUUGGGUGUGUCUCCCCCCCCCCGUGA